AUGCAGAGUGUUUCAUUGGGCUAUCCAGCCCUCACUAUCCCAUUUAACAAUGACCAGCCUCUGCCACCGGUGAGCAGGACGGCCAUCAAAGUGACCGAGUCCACCCCGGCCAAGAAAAUCACCUUCUUCAAGAGCGGAGACCCUCAGUUCAGUGGGGUCAGGAUGGCCAUCCACAAGCGUAGUUUCAAGUGCUUUGAUGCUCUGCUCGACGACCUCUCCCACAAAGUGUCACUGCCGUUUGGGGUGCGCACCAUCACCACCCCUCGCGGCACCCAUUGCAUCAACAGGCUGGAGCAGCUGGAGGAUGGAGGCUGCUAUCUUUGCUCGGACCGCUGGCAGGUCAAACCCAUCAGUGUGGAGGCUUUUGAGAGGAAGCAAGCUCCGUGGCAAAGCAGCCACCCAGCCAGCAGCCGCAGGCACCUCUCACGACUAAAGGAGCUCCCAGGGAAACAGGCAGCUCACAGGCACCCCAAGAGGAUUACGCUGGUGAAGAACAGUGACCCAGCAGUGAGGAGGACCAUAAUCCUCAACAAGAUAACUGCCCGCAAUCUGAAGGUCUUCUUGGAGGAGAUAUCUCAACUCCUGCAGUGCACCAUUAGGAGACUUUACACUCUGGAUGGGAGGAAGAUCGACUGCAUCCAGGCUCUUAUGCAGUGCCCCAGCGUUGUGGUUUGUGUUGGCCGGGAACCAUUUAAACCUUUCCUGGCAGAAAGCUUAAGACAAAAUUCUGAGGAGAAACUUCCAGGAUUGGAUGCAAGAUCCUGGACAAGCAUUUGCAGUGAAUUUCACGAAAGCAAGAAGAAUGUCAACUUUGGGCUAGAAACAAAAAAAAGCAUCAUACACCCAAGGUCUGAUUCAAGCAACAGAUCCAUGAGAUUUUCUUUACCAUCUGAGAAGUCUUUGCCCAACAUGUCUCCGAGAAACAGCGGAUAUACUUCUUAUGAGGACACUUUCCCUCAUUCAAAAGAGUCCAUGAUGGAUGAGGACAUAGAAAAGAGAGUGCUUGUAAACAAAGAUGGCAGCCUUUCAGUGGAGAUGAAGGUGCGUUUUCGCUUAUUGAACGAUGAGACUCUUCAAUGGUCAACCCUGAUCAAGAAGUCUUCAUUCACUAACAAAGAUUCCUGCUUAGAGAAAGAGGAUGAGAUGAGCCCAGUAAAAGAAACCAAUUCAGAAGCCUGCUCAGGAGUACAAGCAUUCUGUCACUGUGACACAGAGUCUUACUGUCAAAACUGUUGCAGUCACUGUCACUACGAUAUUUGGAAAAAUCCCAUGCAUGCUGCCCACAGCAGACAAGAAGGCAUUGGUGCCUUAAGGCACAUUACAUCUUCCAGUUCAAGCGCGUCAUCUCAUGGAAGAAUCAUCCACAAAAAGUCAUCAAUGGAUAGUUUCCACACCACAUCUAGUGAAGAGUACACAGAGCAUGUGGUAGAGCAGGCCAUGUGCUAUGCAGAGACUGUUGAGGAAAAGGACACUAGAGUUGAGUACUGCAGCCACGGUGAAUCCUGCUCAACUUCUUCACACAAGGCAGCAAGACCAGAAGGCAGGACAACUUCAGUCAACAGCCAGUGCAUACCCUGCCCUAGUCCUGUUGAAAAUUGUGAGACUACUGCUGUCACACUGAUUUCAGACAAUGAGGAAAAAAGACCCAGUAGCAUCUCAUCUACUUCGUCCAAAGGAUCAGGAAAUGAGACAAUAAGUGUCCAAAUCACAGAAGUUACAGAGGAGGUUGAAUGGCCGAAUUCAACAUCAAGUACUUCCUCAAAUGUUUUGGAAGCACUAAAAGAAGAAAAAGAUGACAAUGGGGAUGAUAGGCCACCAAGCAGUAUUUCCAGAGAUUCUUCACAGUCGAAAAACUGUAAGAAGGUAAAAAAUGAAUCAAAUGAUGAGGCGCGAUCCAGAAGUGUGGCUUCUAGUUGUUCCACUAUCAGCUGUGAGAAGUCACCUUUCCCAAUGCACCAUUUGUCCCCCAGACCAAUAAGCAAGGCAUCAAGCUCUUCCACUUGCUCUAAUAGGUCAAGAAAUAAAAAAUUAUGUGUAGAUCAUUCUGAUGAUGACAGGUGCCUUUCAAUUGUUUCCAGUUUGCCCAAUUGCUCUACUAAGGAGCCAACAGAGGAGGUAGAACAUCAAUCAGCAGGAAGCUCAUUCUCCACUUCAUCCAAACGAUCCAAACCAAAUAAGUCUAGCAAGGUGUUUCUCAGUGAAUCUGACAAAGUAACUACACCAGGGUCAUCUGUAUCUGAGAUACCUGCUGGCCAGGACACAGCCCAAGCAGAAGAUGAGAAUGAUGAAAGGCCAAUAAGUAAUAUGUCUGUUAGUACCAAAGCUUCUGGAAAAUCCAAAAAGUCCAACAAGUUCCUCUGCAGUGGAUCUGAAAGAGCAACAACACCAGCGUCAUCUUCUUCAGAGGUGCCUGCUGGUCAAGAGACAGUACAAGAGGCAAAAGAUGCAAGCAGUGGAAGGCGGGUGAGCAAUAUAUCUGUAAGUACCAGAACUUCUGGUAAAUCCAAAAAGUCCAACAAGUUCCUCUGUAGUGGAUCUGAAAGAGCAACAACACCAGGGUCAUCUGCUUCAGAGGUGCCUGCUGGUCAAGGGAUGCCACAAGAGGCAGAAGAUGCAAGCAGUGAAAGGCCAGUGAGCAAUAUGUCUGUUAGUACCAAAGCUUCUGAGAAAUAUCAAAAGUCCAACAAGCUGCUCUGCAGUGGAUCUGAAAGAGCGACAACACCAGGGUCAUCCGUUUCAGUGGGAGCUGCUUGCGAGGAGAUUGGAAGCAAUGGAAGGCCAAUGAGUGGUAUGUCUGUUAGUACAAAAGCUUCUGGAAAAAGCAAAGCAUGCAAAAUAUGUCAGGAGGAUUGUAGUGAAAAGGUACCAUCUGCUAUUUCUAGCUCAUCGAAAGGGUCAACCCAUAUGAAAAAAGGAACUUCCUCACACGUUUCCUCUUAUUUGCAAGUCAAAUGUAAUGGAAUUAAAUCAACAAACCCCAAAUCUGAUGAUGAGGGAGCUAACUCUGUCAUGUCUAGAUCAACAAGGUACAGUAAUAAAGGAUCCAAGAAACACAUGGAAGAGAAAGACCCAAGUAGAAUCUCAGCUUCUUUGUCUGUUUCGUCACAAAGUUUGCAUUCUCCUUGCCCACCAAAAGGGAAACCUUCUAAGAAAAAUGUGAGGCAAAAAAUAUUGCCGGGCUUUUCAAAAGAAAGUGUUACCACAGAAUCCAUCUCAGCUGCUGAGUUAUUGAGAGAAAAUUCUGGAAACUCUCGACCAACAACAGAAUCUGUUUCAGAGAAAUUAAAAUGCAGCAGAAAUAGCAAAGGGUGUAAAAACAAAAAAAGCAAUAUUCUAAGAAAGAACAAAGAGGAAGACUCUGAACAAAUAUUAGAUGCUAAAGAAUUAGUCCCCUCUGCAUUACCAAAUGCAACGUCAACAGAGGUUGUCCAUGAAUGGCUGAGAAAGAUACCAGCCGACACUUCCAUAUAUGAGUUGGGCGAUAAUUUCCUGGAAGAGUGUGAAGAACCAGUAACAAAACAACAUCAAGGUCAAAUUAGUACAGAGCCGACUUUGGCAACAUCAGCUGCCAAAGAAUUGAUCCCUGAAGAAGAGGAACCAAAGAAAGAACUAGAAAAAUUAGAAGUAAAGAAUACCCAAGAUGAAGAAAAUGUUGAUGUUGCGCAAUGUGCAGAAGACCAAGCAACUGCCAAUGAAUCUCUUUCCAGUACAGUUCCUACUUUCCCCAAUAAAGAAGCCUUACCAAACAGCUGGCAAACUUCAGUGCACGUAAUGAAGGUAUUGCUGAAUCCCAGUCAAGGAACCAAGCUAGAUAGAUGCAACAGCUUGCCUGAGGUAUCGGCAACUUAUGGAAGAAAACUUAACAAUUCAGCCAAAGAAUUACUGGACUGCUUUGUUAAUCUUCAAUUGAGUGAAGAGCCUGUACACUCAAAAGCCAAAGCAAGCAGUGCAAGAUAUAAAGAGCUCAUGAACAUUCUUCAGUCUCUCUGGUUUGGUGAUACUUCUGAAGAUGGUCAACAGAAGAAACUAGAAAAGACAUUUAAAGACCAUCAAUCUACAGAAGAUGAAUUCAACCUGAGGUCCUCCUCGGGGGUGGAUGUUAGUAGUGGUUCUGCAGGCUCUGGAAAGAGCAGCAUUACUGGUGGAGUGGAAGUUAUUCAAUCAGAGAGAAAAUUUGAAAUGAAUGUGGAGGGGAGUGUAACGCCAACUAGACAUGAUUCAUUGCAUGGAAUGCUGGAGGAAAACAAAAUGAAUGAAGAUGAUCAGCACUCAGGACACUCCACACCCAGGUCAAAGCUAAAUGAAAGGUGGGCAGCAGCAUUUUCUAACUCUGCCACGCCAGACAUAGCAAGUCGAGUUCAGUGGAGCCAUGAAAGUGAGGGCAUAGGCUCUGAAGAAGAUAAAGAGCAGAAACAUAUUAGUGAAGAGGACACUAAGAGCAGUGAAACAGCUGAAAUUACUAAGGAAGAAAAAGAAGAGCCAAAUAAGAAUGUGGAUGAAAGCAGAAGUGUAACGGCACCUCAGGAAACAGAAACACGUAUCCAAGAAGAAGACACAAAUAUAAGUGAGAAGGUAGCCAUAUUACCAAAAGGAAAUUCUUCAGAUCCAGAUCCAGUUUGGGUCUUAAAUUUACUUAAGAAACUAGAGAAACAGUUCAUGACACAUUAUAUGAAUGCAGUGUCAGACUUCAAGGUCAAGUGGAAUUUAGACAGCAGUGAACAGCUUGAUAUAAUGAUAAAUGACUUGAAAGAAGAGGUUUGCAUGAGAAUCCAAACAACCAUUGAUAGAGAGCUUAAGAAGAUCCAAGGAAGAGCUGGCAGGAUGCCACACCCUCCUCCAAACACAAUUAUACGGGAGUCAACAGCAAGAACUGAACAAAUGAGACUGCGGUGGAAGGUCAUGAACAGACGAUCAGUCAAAGGAUCCAUUGAAAGAAGUGAUAAGAAUUACACUUUCAGUGGUAUAGAGUUUAGUGAACAACACAGUGAAGAUGAAUAUUGCCCUUGUGACUCCUGUAUGAAGAAGAAAAUGAUUGACAGGCCAGCACAGCCUGUAGUUUCAACAAGUGUUUACAUUCGGAAGGAGUAUGAUCUGAGGCAAAUUCUUUGUAUGAGGAAGAAUAAUGCUGAGAAUGACAGUGAUGAAGCCCAAGCGCAGGAAAAAGAUGACGAGGCAGAAAAACUAGAGGUUGAUGAUGAUGAAAGUGAAGAAGAAAUAGAUGGUGCUCUUGAAAAACAGGUAGUUGAAGAAGUGACACUUGAAGAAGAAAGUGAGCAAAGGGAUAAAGAAUCAUCAGCAGAGGAAGAAAAUGGUGACAUAGAUGUAGAAAACCAAGAAGUAGAAUUAGAAAAAACUGAAGUAACAGAUACAAAAGAUAAUGAAGAAGCUCUGGCUGAAGAAGAUGAGGAUGCAGUAGAUGAAGAAAAACAAGAUUUGGAAAAUGACGUGGGUGGAGAUGAAAAAGCCACAGCUGAAGUAAAUAAUGAAAAGCACAAUGAAGACAAAGAAGUUUGUGAAGCAGAUGCAGAAAACCAAGAGACUGAGGAGGAAAUCCGAGAAGAUAGUGUUGAAAAAGGACAAGAAACUGAAAAAAACGAGGAGACACAGGAAAAUGAAGCUCAAGCAGAUGAAGAUGGUGGUGAUGUAGAUGCUGAGGAUUCAGAUGAGACUGAAGUUCAAAAUGAUAAUAAUAAAGAGGAUGCAUACAAGGAUGAAGAGGUGGAGGAUAAAGAUGAGAAAGAAGAGGAGCAGGAAGACAAAAAGGAGGAAAAUGAAGUCACCGAUCAAGCAGAACCUGGUGAGCAAGCAGAAGCUUAUGAUGAGGGAAAUGUAGCAUCAGAAAAAGACAAUGUUGUGACAAAGGAAUGUGACCAGCAGCAAGAUGAAGAUGAGACUCAAGGCACUGAAGAAUAUAAUGAAAUUGAAGACAAUCCACAAAAUGAGAAUAAAGAGUCUCAAGAGAGUGAGGAAGAAGAGGCUUUUGAAAAAAAUCAUAAAAGCAGUGAGAAAAAUGAAAACAACAGUGCUGAAGAGGAAGAAGAGAAUGCAGACACAGAAGGAAAUGAGACAAGUCAGAAUAAAGAAACUGUUGUGAACAAAAGCCUAUUUAAUCAGAUGACAAAAUCAUCUAUUGAAUCCCAACAAGGAUCGAUGGAGAACUCCAUAGAUAAAGAAAUGGUGAGCGAUAAUAAGAACAAAAAUACUGCCAGCAGAAGCUCAGGGAGUUCAGGUGCCAAGCCCAGCCAGAUGUAUCCUGAGUCAUCCUCAGAAGAGGAGAAAAGGGAAUCUGGGUGCAAUAGCCCUGAAGGGAACCAAAAUAAUGCAGUUUCUGCUAGUGAAAAAGAAGAAAAGACUGUGACUUCUGAUAAAAGCAAAUCUACCAACACAGAAAAGCCAAAAGAAAGUAGCAUUGAUCAAGAUGAGUUUGACUUCUAAGAAGAAGAAAAAAACAGUUAAUAUUACAAUAUAGUGUUACAUUAAGCACUUUAUAUUCCCAGUGUUUAUGUGAAUUAAAUGUAUACAUAGAAAUUUGAAAAAUGUUGUAUGCAUAUCACAGGGUUAAAUGUUUUUACACUUUUUUGUGUGUAUAAAACAAGGGAUAAUGGCAAUGUUAACAGAACAGAACACUUUUUUUCUAAUAAGUUGAUUUUAAAGAAAAUACGUUUAGUUAUUUUAAUUUCUGUAGAGAAAUACCAUCUUUGGACUGGAAAUAGACAUGUUAUUACAUUUGAUAAGCCUUAGCCAUUGUGAAUCAGAGUUGCAGUCAGAUAAAGUCCAACAUUUUUGGCAACAGUCAUAACGCAUUAGUCUAGUAUUGCAUUUAUGUUCUAAUGCUUUUGAAGUACUGCCCUAUGUUUGGUACCACUUCUAUUAAAGUCAGUGACUCGUACAGGACAGAUGUAAAGCAAGGUAGAUAAAAUGUGCAGCACGUGCAGUGAGAACCUUGCUGCAUCAUUAUAAACAUUUUACUUAGGAUUUCUCCUCAUCAUCAUCUUUACAAACCUGAUUUAGUUUUUAACAUGGCUCUCUUAUCAUUUCUUAUUACUAAUACUA
Messenger RNA from Polyodon spathula (Mississippi paddlefish), 7053 nucleotides. Its product is annotated as retinitis pigmentosa 1-like 1 protein. The coding region runs from base 1 to 6435 and encodes 2144 amino acids. The transcript is spliced from 3 exons. Gene Ontology annotation, cellular component: axoneme. Gene Ontology annotation, biological process: axoneme assembly; photoreceptor cell development; intracellular signal transduction. Lineage: Eukaryota; Metazoa; Chordata; Actinopteri; Acipenseriformes; Polyodontidae. The record is from RefSeq and is a predicted model, not a curated record.